AUGAAUGGUAGUACUUCAACUUAUGUUAAUAUUGCUAGCUCAAUUGGUGCACUUGAAUCUGGAAUUAUGGCAACUCUCUCAGGAGGUCCAUCAUACUUUAUACCUUUUGCAGCAUUUGGGUGGUACAGAAGUAAUAAGAGUGCAAUGGAUACAACGCGACAGCUAUAUGAAAUUGGCAAUAAAGCUGAAAAUCCUUCUAAAUUGAAUAUAUAUGACAAUAAUAAUUUUAAUAAUGAUGCUGCUAGAAAUCAGUAUUUUUGGAUAUUGAUUGUCAUUGCAGUAAUAUUGGGAGUAAUUGCAUUUAGCUUAGCAGUAUGUUUACUAGGAAUAGUUCCGGAUAAAGAUUAUAAAACUUCUAAAAGAAGAAGAAGAAGAUUAAUAGAAGAUCCGAACUUAUCUCCAGUAGACUUUGCAAUUACAAUGGCAUCUUACACACCAGAUAGAUAUAGAUAUCCAUACUAUCAAGUAAGAUAA
Cryptosporidium muris RN66 is the source of this 474-nucleotide messenger RNA. RefSeq lists its product as uncharacterized. The record is from RefSeq and is a predicted model, not a curated record. The transcript has a single exon. NCBI's taxonomy places the organism in Eukaryota, Apicomplexa, Conoidasida, Eucoccidiorida, Cryptosporidiidae. Bases 1 to 474 code for a protein of 157 amino acids.